AUGGCUUCAUCCAACCCGCGUCCGAAUUACAACCUCUUUUACAUCUGCCCUAAUGGGACUCAACUAGCGGAUUAUGACCAAGCGGCACAAUUGAUCCAGACAUCGCGACGUAACCAGGCAUCAGGACGUAUCCAGGCAUCGGGACGUAUCCAGGCAUCGGGACGUAUCCAGGCAUCGGGACGUAUCCAGGCACGACAAUUAAUCCGGCCAUCACGACACGUCCAGCCAGCACAACAGCUCCGGCCAGCACGACUCAGCCAGCCAGUGCAAUACAUCCGGCCAGGACAACAGCUCCUGCCGGGACAACAUGCCCGGUCAGCACAACAGCUCUGGUCAACACAACAGCUCCGGUCAACACAACAAGUCUGGCCAGCACGACUCGGCCAGCCAGCGCAAUACAUCCAGCCGGGACAACUGCCCCAGGAAAAUCCAUCAGCCGACAUAGUGCAACGGGCCUGGCGGAUCGGACAGCUACAUCGAUGGAUACAGUGGGCGGAGUGGGUAAGGUCACAACAGCUUCAACGUGAGGAUGGGAUUCAAGCGACGCUGGGGCGACAUACUGAACUAGCUUGCGGUGCGACGGUACCACCGUACAUUGGGCUUCCUAAAGAGGACACCAUCAACACAGCCGCCCUUGCGCAGCCGGAGAACACCAUCAACAGAGCCGCCCUUGCGCAGCCAGAGGACACCACCAAUCCAGCCGCCCUUGCGCGGCCAGAGGACACCAUCAACCCAGCCGUCCUUCAGCGACGGCCGCACAUACAUGGGACAAACGGUGCACCCGGCCUAUACGUGUGGCAGAAUAAUCCGGCUGAAUCAGACGCAGAGGUGAACCCACGGCAGCCCCGAGAAACUCGCCCUCCAUCGCCGGCCAAGGUUUCCGUGACCAACGAGUUGUUAUCUGCGUGCGAUAAUAAAGCAGAAGAUGUGAAGUUUGGGGAAUUCCUUCAGGACUGGGUGUUGGAUGAAUGGGAAUAG
Arthroderma uncinatum is the source of this 978-nucleotide messenger RNA. RefSeq lists its product as uncharacterized. NCBI's taxonomy places the organism in Eukaryota, Fungi, Ascomycota, Eurotiomycetes, Onygenales, Arthrodermataceae. The record is from RefSeq and is a predicted model, not a curated record. The coding region runs from base 1 to 978 and encodes 325 amino acids. The transcript is spliced from 2 exons.